GGGAGAGAGAGAGAGAGUUAGGUUGUGAAGAAUCGAGUUUUCUGUGUGCGAUUUGUAUUUUUUUUUUGCAGUGAUAUUGAAGAAUUAGGGAUUAAAGUUUUGUGUUUUAAGGGAUUUAGGUUUCGUUUUUUCUUCUUUUCAUCAUCAUCGUUUUCUCCAAUUCUUCUUCAUCUUUUCUCUGAGGAAGUGGGGUUUCGUUGAUUGAAGAACGUGUUAGGGUUUUCUAAGUUCUGGAAGAGGUUUUCGGAGGUUGAAGACGUGUUAAGAUUCUUCCAAUCUCCAUCUCUGGUAAGUAGAAGUUGCAAUUGUUUUAGGGGGUUUUGCUGUAAUUCUUUUGUGUUGAUUAAUUUGGACCUUUGAGACUAAGUUUCUCCAAGACUGUCACGGGGUUGAUUGUUGGGGAAGAGGGUUCGAAUUUUGAAGGCAGUGAUAGUCAGGGUUAAGGUUUUUCGGAUUCUUUGACCACUGAGUGAAGUUGGAAUUGAAUUAGGGGUGGGUAUUGUGGUUUAAUUGAAAGGGAGAAGUUUAAUCAAGUAGCUCUCAAUCCUCAGUGGUGCUAGUGAGUAGUUUCAACGUUUGUUCUGUGAUUUAUUUUCUUUUAUUCAGGCUGUGAUUGUUCUGUUUUUGUUCUGUGGGGUAGGAGCUAUAAAAUUAGGACUAUUCUGUGUAAUUGAAGUUUCAUCAAUAGCUCUCAAUCCUCAAUGUUGCAACUUUGAAGGGGUUAAGUGGUUUGCAGAUUCAGCUGUUUGAAGAUUCAAUUAGGAGGUAAAUUCAAGAGUGGUUUUUGUGUUAUGUGUUUUGUUUUUCUCCAGUUAAGUGUGUGUAGAAGCAUUAGCAGGGGUUUUUUGUUUAUCAUAGAGAAGAGCAGUGCUUUGAGUUUGAAUAUUGUUAUUGAGGUUUUUCUUUUGUGUGUUUGAGAAAUUAUCCUGUUUCAUCUUGGUUGUUUAAUUAGUGAUUCAAGGACUGGUAUUUUAAGUUUUCAACUGAGGUAGUUUGCCUAUUUUGAAUUUUUAUUGUCCUAUUCUUUGAUUCCUAAUUAUAGUGUAUUGUAGUUAUGCCACGAACUCUCUCAUGUUCUUCAUCUUCAACCUCAAUAUCUGAUGCACCUCUAAUUAUGCGGAGAACAAGAGCAUCAUCACGAAGUUCAUCAUCUUCAUCCGCUAGGUUGGAUAAUACUGCUUGUGAGGAACCAUCUGUACCGAUACAAGUUGCUUCAUCUACAUCUUCCUCUGCUGAUACCUUUCUUGCAAGUCAAGAUGAAUAUUCUUAUGGACAACAUCUAAUCACAGAUGAUGAUGACUCUUUCUGCCACUGCCCGUAUAAAAUUUUGAUAAUUGUCAUAAUGGUGUAUGUGAUGGUGGGUAUGCUAAAAGUUCGAUCUUCAGAUACAUCAAAGAUAUGCAUUUUCAUGGCACUACAAAUAUAGCGGUUUGCAUGGAAAGGAUACGUACAGAGGCUGGGGUAUAUUUGGCUUGGGAGAAACUUCUCAGGAAGCUACAGAUGUGGAUGUGUUUUCCUUGUAGGAAAUGGUUUUCAUGGAGGAGGCCAUGUCGUGACCACCCAGGUGGAGUAUUACCAGGUCCUUUCAAUGGAAGAGGUGCAGAUUUCUUGUUCUAUGGCGUUCAUAAUCCGAUUCAACAUCUCCCUGUUGAUAUCCCACCAACUAUGCCCACUAGAGGCGAUGAUGAUUCUGAGGGUCUUAAUUUAGGCAUGCACAAUCUGAUUUUUCAGAAACAAAUAACCACUAUGUCUAGAAUUCCACCACAAUGUCGCCUACAUUUUUCAAGAACUUUAAAAUCUACCCUUGAUAAAGUGGUGGAUAACCCCAGCAACAUAUCUUCAUGUGUUCAACUGCUCCUUCUACCAAUUUGCACCUUAAAUAUGUACAUACCAAAAAGCUCACGGGAAGAGAGAUCUGGCAAUAGAAAGCGAAUACAAACUGCAGCCAUUAAUCAAGCUUUUGUCACUUGGAAAGAGCCAAAUGGAUGUAACAUUUUACUACAACAGCUAUUGGAGGUUCACAAGGAGAAUCAGCAUCACAGGAAACAAUAUGCUAAAAAGAAACCAAAAACUAAUGUUGAAGCUUGCAGGACGAAACUCAGCUACGGGCACUAUACAGCGGCCAUUAGAAUUUUGUCUUCCAAUGGCGUUGCACCAUAUAACGAAGAUACUUUACACGAGUUACAGCAGAAACACCCAUAUGCUCCUCCUCCUUCAAUACCUUCUGAAAACAUAGUGUCUGCACCAGUUUCGGUUGACAGCAGGGCUGUCUUGACUGCAAUUAAAGGUUUCCCAAAAGGAACCUCAUGUGGCAGAGACGGCCUUAGAUCCCAACAUCUGUUGGACGCCUUAAGUGGAACUGCUGCUGCUGUGUCUGAAGAAUUAUUAUCAGCCAUCACAGGCGUAGUUAACUUGUGGUUAGCUGGUCAGUGUCCUGCAUCCCUAGGUGAUUACGUUGCAAGCGCCCCUAUAAUUCCAUUACUCAAGCCUGAUGGUGGCCUGAGACCAAUCGUUGUUGGGACAAUAUGGAGAAGAUUAUGUUCGAAACUAGCAGCAAGUGUUGUGCGCAACGAAAUGGCUUGUUAUUUGGGUGACCAUCAAUUCGGAGUAGGCAUUCCAUGUGGUGGUGAAAGUAUAUUGCAUUCUGCCAAUAUAUUUCUUGAGAUGCAAGGUACACAUAAUACUCUAACUAUGAUGCUCGUUGAUUUUACAAAUGCGUUUAACCUAGUUGAUAGAACAACCUUAAUUAGGGAGGUCAGAGACAGAUGUCCUAGCAUAUCUAGAUGGGUUGAAUUCUGUUAUGCUAAACCUGCAAAAUUAUAUUACAAUGAGUCCAUCCUUUCUUCAGCUCAGGGUGUCCAACAAGGUGACCCGCUUAGUCCCUUAUUAUUUGUACUUACACUUCAUCCUCUUGUUUGUAAAAUUGCUUCUCAAUGUUCAUUGAAUCUUCAUGCCUGGUACCUUGAUGAUGGUACCAUCAUUGGCGACACUAUAGAAUUUUCGAAAGCACUCAACAUCAUUCAGCAGGAAGGUGUUUCAAGAGGACUGCAUUUAAACAUCAAAAAGACUGACAUCUUUUGGCCUUCCACUGACCCUAGAAGCCUUGAAGUCGGAGUGUUCCCUGCUAAUAUAGGUAGACCUGCUAGUGGCGUGAAAUUAUUGGGUGGAACAGUCAUCUUGGAUACUCAAUUUUCUGUAGUGACAUGGUGAUGAACAGAGUUGACAAGACUAUACGCCUCAUGGACAAUGUUAAGAAGUUGAAAGACCCACAGAGUGAUCUAUUACUUCUAUGCUGUUGUACAGGUGUUUCAAGGUUAUAUUUCACGCUUCGUACUACAAAUCCUUAGGUCCUCCAAGCAGCAACAAGCCACUUUGAUCAACACUUAUUCCAGUAUCUACGUCUAUUGAUCACUGGGAAUGGUGCUGGUUUCGGCCCUCUUCAGCAAAGGCUAGAAACUCUACCUAUGAAGGAUGGAGGUUUAGGGGUAUAUACAAUGUCUGAUACAGGUCAGUACUGUUAUAUGGCUUCUUACAUUCAGACUCAAAGCUUGCAACGCACAAUUUUGAGUUUUAUUGGUUGUUAUUUUGAUGUUAUCAAGAAGGAGUUGCCCACUAAGUUCACCAUGUCUGAAAGGGAUGCAUCCUUAUGGUAGAGCAAAAAGACCGAGCAUGCUUUGGAUUAUUUGAAGGCAAUACCAAUUGCUGGACUACAUCAAACUAUUGGUCCCAGACAGUUCCGUGUUGUCACUCAAUACAGACUAUGAAUCCCACUCUUCCCCGAGGAAAGCAUUUGUACAAUCUGUAAGCGGCACAUGGAUGUUUUCGGUGAGCACGCAGUCCAUUACGCAAGUGAAGUUGGGGGUAAAUGUCGUCAUGAUUUAGUACGUGACGUGUUGAUGGAUAUAUGCUACAAGGCAAGUGUUGCUGCCAGGAAGGAAGUAUCGAUGGGCUUAUUGUCAGAUCAGAAUGUUCCUUUGAAACCCGCAGACAUAAUGGUGUACAAUUGGGAGAAUGGCCGUGAUACAUGUUUUGACCUCAUGGGGACCUCGCCGUUUUCCGGAAGUGGGACUCGAAGCUUCACUCCAGGUCGUGCUAUUUCUAUAGUUGUUGCUCGUAAAAAUAUUAAAUAUUUGGAUAUAUGAACCACGCACGGUUAUGGAUUUAGCAUUUUGGCUUUUACUACAUUGGGUGAGUUGGGUGAUGAUUUUAUUGUCUUCUUGAAGAGAUUGACGAAUUUUUUAGUUAGUUACGAUGCUAAUAGCAAAUUAGGUAGUUCUCUUUUUCAAAGGGUAGGGUUGGCUAUCCAGAAAGGCGUCGGGCACAACUUGUUACCCGGAUUCCAACCAUUUCUGUGUAAAUUCCUUUGUCUUAUUAAUAAAGUUUUUUUU
Papaver somniferum (opium poppy) is the source of this 4388-nucleotide messenger RNA. RefSeq lists its product as uncharacterized. NCBI's taxonomy places the organism in Eukaryota, Viridiplantae, Streptophyta, Magnoliopsida, Ranunculales, Papaveraceae. The coding region runs from base 1399 to 3210 and encodes 603 amino acids. The record is from RefSeq and is a predicted model, not a curated record. The transcript has 2 exons.